AUGGCUUACUAUGCCAAAAAUGUACUGCGCGUUGGCUCCGGUGCGGGGCUUCCAAACCCAUUAUUUUUUGCUGCUCAGGGUGUUCGGUAUCGAAAAGUGGAAGUUAUCCUCACCUCAAACAUACACAAGCUGGGUAAACCAGGAGAUACGGUGAAGGUCAGAGCGGGAUUUUUCCGGAACCAUUUGAUGCCUAAGUUACUCGCAGUUCCAAAUAUUGACAAAUUUGCAGACCUUGUUAGGGAGCAGCGGAAGCUUUAUGAACCUAAGGAAGUUGAAGAGAUUCAGGUGGUUGUCCCCAAAACUCGGGAAGACAGGAUGAGAGAAUAUCAGAUGGCAGCACGACGCCUUGAUAGUGCUUUGCUGGUUCUGCGUAAGUUCACUUUGGCGGAAGAUGAAGUGCGUGAACCUGUGACAAAGGAUGAAAUAGUAGCUGAGGUUGCAAGACAGCUUUCAGUGCGCAUAGAACCUGAAAAUUUGUAUCUUCCAACUCCAUUAUCAACUUUUGGAGAGUUUGAGGUUCCACUUCGUCUACCAAGAUCCAUUCCUUUGCCAGACGGGAAGUUGCAAUGGGGUCUAAAGAUCAAAAUUCGCAGAAAAUGA
This is a messenger RNA of Oldenlandia corymbosa var. corymbosa, 600 nucleotides long. Lineage: Eukaryota; Viridiplantae; Streptophyta; Magnoliopsida; Gentianales; Rubiaceae. The record is from the annotation of a GenBank genome assembly.